GUUAGUUUCUCACUAAUUCAUCUAAGCUUUCAUACAUUGCAUAUUAAAUGUCGGACUAAAUCAAUUACACAUUCAUUAAAGUAAUGUCAUUUAAUUAUUGAUAAAUUAAUGUGAUAGAAUAUCAAUCGGAAAAUGUAAGUACUCUUGUUAUUUUAUUCCUUGUUUUUAUGUUGUUGCUUUGUCUUUGGAUUCCGGAAAGAAAAAAAAAACAGUCUACACACACAACAUCGAAACAAGGAUCUUCAUAAUCACGCAGACAACCUCAGUUCACACAGACAACUGGUUUUGUUUCCAACGUUUACUUCUCGAAACUAAACCCAGUGAAAAUAACACGGCGUAGAAGAUGCAGCAGACACCGCAAAUGAUUCCUAUGAUGCCUUCAUUCCCACCAACAAACAUAACCACCGAGCAGAUUCAAAAAUAUCUUGAUGAGAACAAGAAGCUGAUCUUGGCCAUAUUGGACAAUCAAAAUCUUGGAAAACUUGCAGAAUGUGCCCAGUACCAAGCUCAGCUUCAGAAGAAUUUGAUGUAUUUAGCUGCAAUUGCUGAUGCGCAGCCGCAAACACCAACCAUGCCUCCACAGAUGGCCCCGCACCCUGCAAUGCAACCAGGAUUCUAUAUGCAACAUCCUCAAGCCGCUGCAAUGGCUCAGCAACAAGGAAUGUUCCCCCAAAAAAUGCCAAUGCAAUUUGGUAAUCCACAUCAAAUGCAGGAUCAACAGCAGCAGCAGCAGCAGCUACACCAGCAGGCCAUGCAAGGGCAAAUGGGGCUUAGACCUAAUAACGGCAUGCAUUCCAUGCACAACGAAGCUUCUCUCGGAGGUGGAGGCAGUGGUGGUCCGCCUUCGGCUUCCAAUCCAAACGAUGGACGUGGUGGUGGAAGCAAACAAGAUGGUUCGGAAGCUGGGACAGCUGGUGGAGAUGGCCAAGGAAGCUCAGCUGCAGCCGCACAUAACAGUGGAGAUGGCGAAGAGGCAAAGUAACAUGAUUUCGUGUAUGUUUAAUAAGACAAUAACAUGCGACUGUUGAUAGUAGGAUUUUCUUAAAAAAAGUAGCAGGACUAGUUUGAUCUGAUGCCCUUUGAUUGGUCGACCAAAGGACGGAAGAGCUUAGGUAGAUGUUGUGUUGCUAGGGUUUUUGCAUGCAGCAAGUUUGUGUCGACUGAAAUUGUUGUUGCCGCAAUAGGAAGUACUUUGUAGUGUGGUUGAAUUGGGAGCAACUUUCUCACCUCCCGUUUCAAAAAAUUUAAAUAUGGUUCUGGAAGUAUAGUUUCAGACGAUAUAAUUUGUUCAAAAAUGUACUUCUGAAUGUCUAAAAAUUGUGUCUUUUUAGAUGUAUACUUUCGAAGUGAUUUUGGUGGGUGGAGAAAGUUCUUAGGCCCGGAACUUGUAUUUCAAGAACAAUCCGGACCGCAAUAGUACUUUGAGCUGGUGCUACUGCUAAAGGAUAUGUUGAGUACAAUAUUAUUCUGAGCUUAGUGUUUGCU
Messenger RNA from Cicer arietinum (chickpea), 1485 nucleotides. Its product is annotated as GRF1-interacting factor 3. Lineage: Eukaryota; Viridiplantae; Streptophyta; Magnoliopsida; Fabales; Fabaceae. The record is from RefSeq and is a predicted model, not a curated record.